UCUGCUUUGCAAGGCUGCUUGCUGGGUCUGGCAAGAAACGAAACUUAUCCUGUUCCACGGUCUGCAGGGAGCCAUGGCUGCAGCAGGGAAUCCUCUGAAAAGCCUCCGAGAUGAAGCUACUUGCUCCAUCUGUCUGAGUUUUUUCACGGAUCCAGUGACGAUAGACUGUGGGCACAAUUUCUGCCGAGCCUGCAUCGCCCAGUGCUGGGAGAGACCAGACACAGACAUCUCCUGCCCUCAGUGCAGAGAGACCUUUCGCCAGAGGACCCUGAGGCCGAACAGACAACUGGGGAAUUUGGCAGAAAUAGCCAAGCAGCUGAGUGUCCCAGCAGCAGCAGCAGCAGCAGCAGGAGGUUUGUGCAACGCGCACCAGGAGCCUUUCAAACUCUUCUGUAACCAGGACCAAGUUCUCAUCUGUGUGAUCUGCAGGGAGUCCCAGGCUCACCGCGCUCACAGGGUGGUCCCCAUAGAGGAGGCUGCCCGGGAGCACAAGGAACAAAUUCAAAUCCAACUGAACACCCUGAAGCAAGAGAGAGAAGAACUUCUGGAGUGGAAACAGGAUGGAGAGACGCAAAGCCAGGAAUAUCUGGGAAAAAUAGAAGCUGAGAGGCAGAAGAUUGUGUCUGAAUUUGAGCAACUGCGGCAAUUCUUGGAGGAGCAAGAGCGACUCCUGCUGGCCCAGCUGGAAGAGUUGGACAAGGAAAUUGUGAAGAUACAGGAUGAAUAUGUCACCAAACUGUCUGAGGAGAUUUCCCGACUCAGUGACUUGAUCAGUGAGAUAGAAGAGAAGUGUCAGCAGCCAACGAGUGAAUUCCUGCAGGACAUCAGAAGCACCUGGAGCAGGUGUGAGAAGCUGAAGUCUGAGAAACCAGUGGCUGUGCCAGAGGAUCUGAGAGAGAGAGUCGGCGUCUCUUCCCAAAGAAAUGUUUGUCUGCAGGAGGCUCUGAAGAAAUUCAAAGAGACCCUGCCCUAUCAACUGAACUUUCUGAUCUCAAAGGCAGAGAAAGAGGCGCAGGCCAUUCCAGAUCCAGAUCUGGCAAAUCCUUGUUCCAUCGUGUCCACAGAUGAGAGUGUGUUACAGAAAUACCAAGACACAGGAUAUUUAGUGCCACAGAACAGGUUUUACCCUGCUCCCUGUGUGCUGGGCUGUACGGGCUUCACCUCAGGGAGAUGUUACUGGGAAGUGGAGGAAAAAAUCCAGGUCCAUUUGAAGGCUCUGAGGGAAGAGCAAGAAAAGCUGCUGGGAGUGAAAGCGACUGGAGAGGGGAAAAGCCAGGAGUAUCUGAAACAAACACAAACCGAGAGACGGAAGAUUGUGUCUGAAUUUCAGCAACUGCCGCAGUUCCUGGAGGAACAAGAGCGACUCCUGCUGGCCCAGCUGGAGAAGCUGGACGAGGAGAUUGUGAGAUUCCAGAAUGAAAAUGUCAGUAAACUCUCCCAGCGGAUUUCCCAUCUCAGUGAGCUGGUCAGUGAGCUGGAGGAGAAGUGUCAGAAGCCAGCGAGUGAAUUCCUGCAGGAUAUCAGAAGCAUCUUGAGCAGGUGUGAGAAGGGGAAGUUCCAGGAGUCAGAGAAGAUUUCUCCUGAACUGGAAGAGCAAGUCAGUGGUUUCUCACAGAAAACUAUUGUGCUGUUGGAGGCUCUGAGGAAGUUCAAAGACACUCUGCCAUCUGCACUGGAGACAAAAAGAGGGGAAUCCCUAGGAGCACACAGACAGGCGAAUGUGACUCUGGAUCCAGACACGGCUCAUCCCCAACUCGUCCUGUCUGGGGAUCGGAAAAGCGUGAGAUGGGGACACAUACGGCAGGAUCUGCCCAACAACCCUGAGAGAUUUGACCCUGAGCCCUGUGUGCUGGGCUCUGAGAGAUUCACUUCGGGGAGACAUUGCUGGGAGGUGGUGGUGGGGGAUGGGCCAUACUGGGCUGCGGGGGUGGCCAGAGAGUCUGUGAGCAGGAAGGGAGGGAUCAGCCAUAGCCCUGAGGGGGGGAUCUGGGCUGUGGAACGGGACUGGAGUCAAUUUCGGGCUCUCACCUCCCCUGCGACCCUCCUGCCCUUGAGCCGGGUCCCCAGCAGGAUCCGGGUUUGUCUGGACUGUUACCAGGGGCAGGUGACAUUUAUCGAUGCUGAUGACGAGGUCCCGAUCUUCACUUUCCCACUGGGCUCUGUCCCUGGGGAGAGAAUCCGACCCUGGCUCUGGGUGUGGAGAGCCCGGCUUAGCCUGUGUCCCUGAGACCUGGAGGAGAAUAUUCCACUGGGGACCCUGAGAUUCAGCCUCUGUAGCCUCACACAUGAAGGACAGAAAUCCACACCAUGUAGAGUCAAGCAUAGAGUUUAUUACACACA
This is a messenger RNA of Chelonoidis abingdonii (Abingdon island giant tortoise), 2340 nucleotides long. Lineage: Eukaryota; Metazoa; Chordata; Testudines; Testudinidae. The record is from RefSeq and is a predicted model, not a curated record.